CCCAAGACCACUGCACUGGGAGCAUGGAGUCUUAACCACUGGACCACCAGGGAAGUCCCUCCACUAUGUUUUGGUGGUUGUUUUUCUUGAUUGUCUUCCCCAUUGGACCUAACCAGGGACCUGGGCAGUCCCUGAGACCAACACCCUGUGUCCACAUACCCAAGUGAAGACAGCCACUGAGCUCCAGAUGAUAACCUAUGGUUUCCAACCACUUUCAAGGACUUCCUCAGGCCUCGCCUGGUCAGAAUAGCCCGUGUGAACCUGGGCUGCAAGUCCCAACAGCCUCUUCAUCCUCCUGCUGUCUUCAGUCAGUUCACGUUGUACACUGAAUCCUGAAAGCUGAUUCAGCCUACAUCCCUUUCCCCAAUUGGCAAGCGUGUGAUAAAGUGCCCUUUCGGGAGGUGGUGGUGAGGGGAGGCUGGGGCAGGAAGUCCUGUGCAUCCCACCAUCUCUAUGAAAGAGCAGUCCUCACACUUCCCUCGUGCUGAUGCAACCAGGCGUGGGCAAAAGUCUGACAACACAGGGCGGAAAGGAGCAGCCAUUAGCACUAAUGAAGCAGGCGGUCUGAAAGCUUUUUACUUUGAAGCUGCUCGCCCACCUGGGAAGGGAACAGUCCGUUCGGUCACCUUGGUUUCCAGGAACCGCAGGCAGAAAAUGGUGUGGGGGUAGGAGCAGGGGUGGGAUCUUGGAGAAGCCUGGAGGAAGGGGGAGCAGAGAUAGAUCCAGAGAGGGAGGUAGAGGGCCUGCUUUUGGCUGAGUGGUCUUUUGCCCUCCUUACUCCUCUCCAAAACCUAGAGUCUGGGUCUGCACCCCAACCCCACCCGGCUUUGGCUACUGGCCCAUCACCCACCUUUCAGUGCCCUUGACCCAAGUUCCUGGAAGCAAAGGAAACAUGCCAUGCGUAGGGUCUGAAUGACCAUCUCCAGGGCCACAAAUUAAAUUAAGCGUUCAGGGCUGCCUGCCUGGUUACUGCUAAUGACUCCAGCCUGCCCAUCCCCCAGGUCCCUUUCCUGCAGAAAUUUGGGGGCCCUGGGCACCCUAUCUUGUUCCCAAAUUUUGAUGGGCUCCUGGAACCCUCACUCCAAAUUGGAGAUGAGCACCCCUCUUGUAGAGCCCUGGUUCCAGUGAGAGAGGCCUGAAUUGUGCUCCCACCUUCUGGGGAGGGCCCCUCAUACCCUGGCUGCAGGAAGCAGUCACGUGUGGGCCCUUCAUUAGAUCCUGCCAUAUAAGCCGGGGACACGGAAUGGUCAGCAACUCCUGGGACGAGGAUCCAGCAAGCAGAGGUAAGUCCUCAGGUUGGGCUGAGACUCCUACUCUCUAGGGGUCUGGGAUAGGGCAUCUAGAGGGUGCUCCAGGGAUGAAGAGGGGCUAAGUGGUGGGUUUUCCCACUCAGCCAGGCCAUGCUGACCGCAGUACUGCUGAGUUGUGCCCUGUUGCUGGCAAUGCCCACCAUGCAGGGGGCCCAAAUGGGCUCUGCUCCCUUGGAGGGCAUUGGAAGGCCUGACGAAGCCUUAUUCCUAGAGCUCCAAGGCAUAAGCCUGCAGCCAUUGCUGAAGAGGACAACGGAGGAACAGGACGAAGAGGCGCUGCUGCAGGAAGCAGAGGCCAAGGCCUUAGCAGAGGUGCUAGAUCCGGAAGGACGCAAGCCACGCUCCCCACGUCGCUGCGUAAGGCUGCACGAAUCCUGUCUGGGACACCAGGUACCCUGCUGCGACCCGUGCGCCACUUGCUACUGCCGUUUCUUCAACGCCUUCUGCUACUGCCGCAAGUUGGGUACCACCACGAACCCCUGCAGCCGCACCUAGCUGGUCGACGUCCGGGUCAGGGCUGGGGGGCACCAAUAAAAGGAUGGGACCAAUCCCAGGGUUGUGGCGUUAUUUCGAACGUGACCGUCGUCGGAGGUGGGGGAGGUCACGGCAGGGGUGGA
This is a messenger RNA of Odocoileus virginianus texanus, 1927 nucleotides long. The record is from RefSeq and is a predicted model, not a curated record. NCBI's taxonomy places the organism in Eukaryota, Metazoa, Chordata, Mammalia, Artiodactyla, Cervidae.